GAAGUCGGAAACUGCCUAAAUGAGUUGUGCAGCCCAGAGGAGUACGACUCUCCGAGGGCGUCCGUCCGUCCGGUAGUCAGCGAGACUGGCGGGGGUAUAAAGCUGCACGUGUCGAGCCAACCGCAGUAGCGAACAGCCAACAGCGUCGGAAACAUCGCCCUAAUCCAACCGCAGUCCAGAGACAAGAGUUUUAUUUUCCAUUCCGUCAACUCUUUUUUUUUCAACUGGGAACCCCAGAGAGGCUAAUGAGUUCAAAGGCGUUGCUAUUUACCUUCUCGCCACUGCUGCUGGUGUUUUCGUUUUGCCGGUCAGUGCCGAUAGACGACGCGAGAGACUCGAUGGGCAGGUCGGUUUCGGUGAACACUGCCGAGGCGGCGGUCAGAAACUUUCCGAUGACUACCGACAUGCCGAGAAGAAAGCGAGAGCUUCCGAGCGGCGACGUAGACGUCCAGGACGACUUCGGGUCGGGUGAAGACUUGGACCUCCUCUCGACGGGUCUUGAGCACUAUUCCUCUGAUAAGGAGGAGGUUACAAGAGACGACAGAUGGGAAAGAAAUAUCGACGACGAUAUCGUGCGGAUGCGGCAGCUGUACUGCCGGGCUGGCGGGCAUCACCUACAGAUCCUCCCCGACGGGACCGUCAAAGGCACCAGACACAGCGGAGACCAGUACGCUGCGUUAGAGAUGGCCCCGGUCCACUUUCGUGGCGUCAUGAGAAUCAAGGGCUACGCCACCGGCCUGCACCUCUGCAUGGACGCUAGGGGGCGCCUCUACGGAUCGUCUGUAUUCACGGAGGAGUGUAAGUUCCGAGAGACCUUGGAGGAGAACCUGUACAACACGUACUACUCCGUCCUGUACGGCGCCAGGAGAAAACGUUGGUAUGUGGCCCUCAACAAGCAGGGACGGCCCCGAAAUGCACUGCGCACCAAGCGGAAACAGUUGUCCACGCACUUCCUGCCGAGACGAGUGUAGGGCGACAAGGGUUAAACAACAACCUUCUCCACUUCAUUGUUGCACCAUGCACUUGUCAAUGUAAAUCUGUUGGGAGAAUAUAAAGGAUAACCUCUCACCUUUCAAAAUGCAUUAGCGUAUCAGAUACCCAAUGAUGAUACGUUGGUGUGAUGCCCCUUGACAU
Messenger RNA from Branchiostoma belcheri (Belcher's lancelet), 1134 nucleotides. RefSeq names its product fibroblast growth factor 16-like. The transcript is spliced from 3 exons. The record is from RefSeq and is a predicted model, not a curated record. The coding region runs from base 246 to 971 and encodes 241 amino acids. Gene Ontology annotation, biological process: fibroblast growth factor receptor signaling pathway; positive regulation of cell population proliferation; cell differentiation. Gene Ontology annotation, cellular component: cytoplasm. NCBI's taxonomy places the organism in Eukaryota, Metazoa, Chordata, Leptocardii, Amphioxiformes, Branchiostomatidae. Gene Ontology annotation, molecular function: fibroblast growth factor receptor binding; growth factor activity.